UUUCGUCAUGAGCUAGCCAUUAAUCAAUCAUCCACCCCCUUCCUUAUCUCUCCCUUCUGCUUUAUUUAUAGGUGUGCGAGAGCCAAAUUUCUUUGGCUCAAAUUGAAGCUGAGCAGAGAAAGAAAAUGGCACUUGAGGGUAAAAGGCUAUGCUGCAGGGCCAACUGUUUCCACAUGCCUUCAUGGUCAAUAUCGUCAAAACCAUCGUCCCAACAAGAACAAAGGGCAAGAGAUGACAAAGUUUUAUCAGCUACAAUUACCAAAAGAAAGCCGGGUGGAUGGAGGGCUAUGCCCUUCAUCUUGGGAAAUGAAACGUUUGAAAGGUUGGCUACUUUUGGAUUGUUGGCAAACUUUACGGUGUAUUUGGUGAAAAAGCUCCACAUGGAUCAGGUUUCCGCUUCCAAUGUUAUUUACAUAUGGUCCGGUGUGUCCAAUUUUGCGCCAUUGGUGGGCGCUUUCAUCUCUGAUGCCUAUGUCGGCAAGUUCCGGACAAUUGCCUUUUCAUCCUUCGCGUUACUUCUGGGAAUGGUGACGGUGACUUUGACGGCUUGGAUACCGGAGCUCCUUCCUCCACCGUGCACACAACAGCAGAAAGUCUUGGGUCAAUGCCUAGGUCCCACCAAAGCUCAACUGGGUAUUUUAAUAAUGGGACUAGGAUUUUUGUCGAUAGGCGGCGCCGGAGUUCGGCCAUGCAGCAUUCCGUUUGGUGCGGAUCAAUUUGAUCCAACCACAGAUGAAGGGAAAAAGGGGAUCAACAGCUUCUUCAAUUGGUACUACACCUCAUUCACGGUGGUCUUGUUGCUCGCUCAAACUGUAGUGGUUUAUAUCCAAGACUCUGUCAGCUGGGUAUUGGGCUUCGGGAUUCCCACUGUGUGCAUGUUCUUCUCGAUUAUCUUAUUCUUCAUCGGAACAAAGUUUUAUGUGCAUGUGGAGCCUGAGGGAAGCCCGUUUUCCGGCAUUAUGCAAGUUCUUGUGGCGGCUUAUAGGAAGCGCCGGAUUGAGUUUCCAGCCGACGGCGAGUUAAACGGACUUUUUUAUGAUCCUCCCUUGAAAGGGGUUGUAAUGACAAAGCUUCCUCUCACCGACCAAUUCAGAUUCCUAAAUAAAGCUGCCAUAAUAGAAGUGGGUGAACUAAAGGCGGCAGAUGGUAGUCGUUCGGAUCAAUGGAGGCUCUGCAGCAUCCAGCAGGUGGAAGAGGUUAAAUGUCUAGUUAGAAUCAUCCCAAUAUGGUCUGCCGGUAUCAUUAGCCUCAUGACCAUGACUCAACAAGGAACAUUUACUGUAUUUCAAGCCAUGAAAAUGGACCGCCACCUUGGCCCCCGCUUCCAAAUCCCAGCCGGUUCAAUAGGAGUCAUAUCACUCAUCACAGUAGGACUAUGGCUCCCGUUCUACGACCGCAUCCUCGUACCCGUCCUCCGAAAGAUCACGAAACACGAAGGCGGGAUCACGCUUCUCCAAAGAAUCGGAAUAGGGAUUGUUUUUUCGAUUCUGGCAAUGGUCGUAGCCGGGUUGACAGAACGGGUGAGAAGGGCUUCGGCUAUAAAACACCAUCAUCCCGAUGGGGUUGCACCCAUGUCAGUCAUGUGGCUAACACCCCAACUUAUUCUGAUGGGCUUUUCUGAGGCGUUUAAUAUUCUCGGGCAGAUUGAAUUCUUCAACAGACAGUUUCCUGAGCACAUGACAAGCGUCGGCAAUGCUCUUUUUUCCUGUUCCUUUGCCCUAGCAAACUACCUGAGUAGCUUACUGGUGAAUGUUGUGCACCACGUCACCGGAGGGCAUGGCCGGCCUGAUUGGUUGGCAAAUGAUCUCAACGCUGGCAGACUCGAGUAUUUCUAUUUUUCUAUAGCGGGGAUGGGGCUCCUGAAUUUAAUCUACUUUUUGUACUGUGCUCAUCGAUAUCGUUACAAGGGCAAUGCUGUACAAAUACAAGACAAUAAUUCCCAUGUUGACGUGGAGCUUCGGUCGGUCAAAGCUUGAAUAUUACGAACGUAAUAAUAUUGUGUUUAAUUACUUAGCUUUACUAUGAGGACACCCAAUAAGUAACAGAGGGCCGGGGUUUUCUUUAUAUGUAUGUAUAAUAUUCCAGUUGGAAUGUUAGCUGUGGAAUUAGGUAUAACGAAUUCAAUGAAUAUAUAGGGUACGUAUGGCUAUUCAAAUAAUUUGUAGCAGAACAAGUAUGGGUUGCUUGAGAAUUAAAUAUGUUAUCUACAUGCACUGCCUGGGUUCAACUAGCAUGCUUGCCACGCUAGCUUGAGCAUAGCAGUAGCAUUUCUCUU
This is a messenger RNA of Corylus avellana, 2275 nucleotides long. Its product is annotated as protein NRT1/ PTR FAMILY 2.13. Gene Ontology annotation, molecular function: transmembrane transporter activity. Gene Ontology annotation, cellular component: membrane. Lineage: Eukaryota; Viridiplantae; Streptophyta; Magnoliopsida; Fagales; Betulaceae. The record is from RefSeq and is a predicted model, not a curated record. Gene Ontology annotation, biological process: transmembrane transport.